Messenger RNA from Paraglomus brasilianum, 1086 nucleotides. Lineage: Eukaryota; Fungi; Glomeromycota; Glomeromycetes; Paraglomerales; Paraglomeraceae. The record is from the annotation of a GenBank genome assembly.
AUGUCUACACCAGGACAAAAAGUUCCGAACCCGCAAGUAGCGGUCAACAUACAAAAGACAAGUUCUGGCUUGUUAGAUAAAGUAUCCACCCUCCAACGACGUGUUACCAGCGAUUCGGUUAAAUCGGCUUUAGGAAUACUGCAAGAAAUUGGAAUAAAAGAUGAUAUCGAGGAUUUCAUACACGAAGUCGACCCAGACACUCCCGCCGAACGAGAUGCAGAAGCGCGAGAAAUCACACUUCGAAUAUUCAAGUUGGACAGAUUGUUGACCUUUCUGCUAUACUAUACUUCGCUAGCAUUGAAUUGCUUGACUUUGCUGGGUCCCUCAAAGUCAUUCGGGGAUUUCAUGUACAACGUAUUCAUUAAAUCGUUUGACGUCACAGAAUGGGAUUUUCUAAAGUUUACGACCGUUGGAAAAAUAAGCGGAGCUACGUGUACUUUACAGGUUGGAUUCUUUAUUAUUGCCAAUAUUUUAGUCUGGGUGUACAUCCGACUCCAUCCCCGAGGCGAAGAUGCACUAUACAAGGGAUUCAAAGGACCAACAUACUUUGGCGGUCCAUUGCAGAUAAUCCAUCUGUUUGGCCCUUCGUUGAAAUCCUAUUACAGGGCAAUCAGAAAAGUCGAUGCACAGUUUGUCGACAUUAUCAAUUUUAUAAGCCAAACGCUAAUCGUCAUUGUGACGGCGUUAUCGACACACAGUAAAUACGAAAUACUCGACUCUGAAGAAGGUCCGGAUUCAAGCGACUAUUUCUUUCGUCGUCAAUUUCCAGUCGACAAUUCGACCAUAGAGUCGCCGACAGAAGCUGAAUUACAGAAUCAAGCGGUGAUUGCUCAGUCUACCCUGGUUAUAUCUUCAGUGGCGAUAAUUAUGCUUGCAUUGCUGAAUAUGCUUUCAUGGCUCAGCAAUAUUUGGACCGUUAACCAGGACGAGGUUAUUGUGUAUGCGCUAUUUAAGCUGAUUACGAGGAUCCUAGUCUGUUAUCCGUGCUGUAGGGAUAAAUUUGUUAAUGAUGGUCGGGACGUAAAGGACAUAGAGAAAGAAAAACUGAUGGAGAAGGGGAAGAGUGUGAUGAGGGAAAAUAUUUAG